Molecule: messenger RNA, 8044 nt
Organism: Lethenteron reissneri (Far Eastern brook lamprey)
Lineage: Eukaryota; Metazoa; Chordata; Hyperoartia; Petromyzontiformes; Petromyzontidae
Source: RefSeq, a predicted model, not a curated record
AGUCGAAGGAAACGACUGGCUGAGAGAACGGCCUCCGGGCGAAGUGCUGCAGAAUAAAUUCCCCCUCGAACUGUUGCCGACGGAGUGCGACGUGGGCCGCCGUGAUCGCUCUGCCGGUGAUGCCAAAGCCGAUGCAGCGCUUAGAGGCCCGGCCCCGGCGGCAGGAGUGUGACCCCCACGAGUCCGGGCCCACGGAGGACGGCCGUGCGAGCGAUCCAUCGCGAGGUGAAGAUCGUCCCAAACGCUACGCCGAGGACGUCCGAGGUCUCGACCGGCGGCUGGUCUCCAUUGAUGUGGAAGGCCGGGAAGGUCAGGGUGCGACGGAAACGGGCCCAGCGCGAGAAGAUUCGGCGUCUGCUGAACUCUGGCCGGACGACUGCGUCGAGCCGACUCACGAGGUUCCAGCCGGAGAUGCGAGCGCGCCGCGAGAUUUGGUGACUCCGCGCAGCGCGCCGCCGUCGUCCGCCAUGGACGUGAUGCUGCAGACGGGGCUGGACAUCGAGCGGAUCUACCUGUCGGAGGUCCCGCUGUCAGACCCCAUUCUAACGCCGAUAUCAGUGACGCCAAAUCUGCACUGCGAGCAGUGGGUGUCAAGCGUCAUUUCUCCAAUCCGUGAACACCCCGUGGCCACCAUCAGCCUGGGCCUCUCGUCCGAGGGCCUCGAUCUUUCGUCGUCCGAGUCUCAGCCAAGGGUCAACCCCGAGUCUGCCUCUCCCGCGUCGCCCCUCGCUCCUCCACUCGCCCUCGGCCCGGAGUCGAGCGGCCCGAGCCCGCCGCCCAUCGAGCCCGAACGCCGCCGCUGGCCAGCGCCGCGCUCCAUCGACGGCUGCAGGCCGUGCCUCGUCCCGCCGGCGACGUUGGAGGACGGCGGCGGCGGCGGGUUCGCCGCGACGACAACCGCGGGGCUCUCGGAGCGCCUCUGCUCGCUGGCGCUCCCCGCGGUCGUCGCCGGCGGCCUGUGGCGCGCCGGGCACGGCACGCUCGGCAAGAUCGGCCGCCUGAGCGAGCGCGAGCUGCGCGACGCGGGCCUGUGUGACGCGGCGCACGCCGGGGGCCUCAGGUCGGCCGUGGAGCAGCUCGCCAGGCAGCUGGGCUCGUCGGCCAGGCAGCGGGGCCGCUGCGAGGCGCGCGGCUCCAACAACGUGUGAGCGGCGGGCGCCUCGGCCGCGAACGGGAGCGCCUCUCGGGGGUGGCGGCGAGAUGUUGGGGAAGUCACGGGUUCGGUCCCGACGCUGACGGAGGCGAGAUGUUGACUGCCUCGCCUGGUGUGCGGGAAGUCGUGUGUUCGGUCCCGACGCUGACGGAGGCGAGAUAUUGACCGCCUCUCCUGGUGUACGGGAAGUCGUGGGUUCGGUCCCGACCCUGACUAUGCCUGUAUAUUUCAAGUUUGCAUGUUCCUCUCUCUCUUCUCGUGGUCGCAUGGAUUUUUCUCCAGGUCCUUCAGUUUUUCCCUCAAUAUUUUAAAAAACACGCGUUUAGAGUAUUUGGCUGCUGUAAAUGUCCACGUGACAAGCCGCUUCAUCGAGCUAUCACUUGUGGCCAGGUCGCUUCUGAAUGAGAGCUACAAAGCUCAGUCGGUCCUUGCCUGGUGAAAUAAAAAAUGGUUUAAUUUUGUUUUGUUUUAAAACCAUCGCUGAGUUUCGUCCGGUCGCUCGUGGGUUUACAAGUGGGGCAGCAUCUGGUGACUAAUCACUUGAGGCUUUCCAAACAAAACAAAAACAGAUGUAAGUUAUUUCCUGUCCAAUUGAGUGUCGAUGCAUUGGUGCUCAUCUCCUGUUUUACAGCCUGGAGCCACCGGUGGAAUUUCCACAUUCCUAUGGCGGGAGUGAGUUCUCCCGCAAGAUAUUGCCUUCGCCACAAAGUGGUGCUUAAUUUAUCCACCCGUGAAGGCGAAUUAUCUCGAUGACGGUAAUGAUCUUGAGUUGACUCACGACCAGGGCUACAAUGCCAACAUUGGAAAGAUGUGUGCCACGAAAUGAGCUGAUGAGUUACAUUUUGUGGACAGGGGGGUCGUUCAAUGGAAGGACCUCGCCUCUGCUAUGGGAACGUGGAUUUUCCAACUCUUAGCUCGCGGUCCACCAAACAGGACGGACGACGUAGGUUGACGCAGGGUGAUGCGGAGUGACGCAGGGUCACGCGGGGUCAUGCAGGGUGACGUGGAGUGACGCGGGGUGACGCGUUGCACACGGGCUCGGGGUCACCGUAAUUCAAUCCGGAGGUUUUUUUUUGAGGUCCAUAAGAAUGAGAUUAUCCAGGAAGACAAUUUUACACUUCACAUUAUAACAGACAAAAGCAUAUAUCCUGUCCAAUGGAACACAAACCUGUCAACCCCUUAUCAGUGCCCUACCUUAUUACAGAUCAAUGCAGACAUUAUUGGUCACCCCGUGCCCUUAUAAAUCUCAACGUUCAUCCUUCAAAGUCCCAUCACAAGGGAUAAACGCAAACAAACAUUUUGCCUGUAUUGAAACGGCUGUACGCCAUAUGAACCUGAAAACUACAUUUCCCUGUACAAGAAAACAGGGUAAACCGUGUGCGUUGACAGCUAUCGGAACGCUUUUUUUUACUUCCAUAUGGCAACCUUCUCCUGUCGCCUGACAAUAUUAACCCCACUGUACGAUACAAUCCAAAUCAUAAUGAUAUUUCAGUGUCAGCAUUUUCAGCUGAGCACAAGCACAAAUCGCCAACCACAUUCUGUCCUUCAAGCUCCCUCUUUAUGACAGGUGCUUAAUUUAAAUGCGUCCGAGGUGGCCGACCGGCUGGAGUGGCUACGUAGCCACGGUUCGGAGCGAGUUGGGUACUGGAUGUGAUGUGCCGGGUGUGGAGAUAUUUGCGGGUCUCCAGCUGGGCCAGAAACCGUGUGAAAUUAAGCGCGGGUUAUAACCGAAAUAUACAACGGCGACAGGCUCUUAUAACCAUGAUAAAUGUGUUUCUUCUUCUUUUGGGGUUAAAUCGCGUAAAUCUGAAUGUGUCGUUAAAACCCGCCACCACCCGACAGCCAAUUAAAAAAAAAUGGAUCAUGGAUAAUGUUGGUCGCGAAAGCCUACGUGUUUAAACAGGCCCAUCAGUGUUCCGGGCAGUGGAUCUCUUUUGACACGCUGGAAAUUCCACGCUCCCGUGACGAGGGCCAUUCUCUCUUUUUUUCUCGCUUGCCGGACGAUCUAAAUAAGUACCACAAAAUGGUACUUGCUUUGUUAAUCCCAGAUUGAUGAUGGGUCGUGAUGUCGAAUAUCACCCACGGUCAUAGUCUCGUCACCCUGUCGUUCUCACGAGCUGCUGCGUCUGGCACAGUGACACGUGGUGUUGACUGAGAAAUCCUGAGACUAAUCGUGGAGUUGGGGAUGACUUUUUAAAAUUAUUUUUGGUGUGGAGAGCCAUUUCUCCGCGAUGAUGAUGAGAUUUUAAUUUUGCAAACUUCCGAUUGUGAGCGAAGUGUUUCUGCAGAAGGCCCCUUGCCAAAAACGUAAAGAGAUGUAUUUUUUAAUGUACAUUUCCAUUUUUUUAAUGAGGUGUUUAUGGCGAAUAUGGAGAGCUCUGUUUACUUCGAAUUGUGACGGUGAACUAUGGAUUCAAGAAUCCGAAUCAAUUUAUUUACGCUGCAGGAAUCCGAUAUUUGUUUCCAGAUGUCAAGUAGAGGCACGGGGUCAGAGCGUGAUAAUAACAAACAAUGCUGCGUAUGUAACGCUACAGCCACAUCUCAACAUGCCCUCCCAAUGACAAGGGCGUCUGAGUGUGGAAGGGAAAGCUGCAGGGUGGUGCAAACAUGAAAGAGUUCACUCUUAAAAAUGUGGUGAAAGAACGUCGGAAAAGGUUUUAGAGUGGACAGAAAGUUUGAAGGUCGAGAGGUCAUCCACCCGUACCCCCUGCCAUCGCUUCCCGUUUGGCCCCCGAAUUCUACAACCGCGAAGCGGAGUGGACGCGCAGCCACCAAGCGUCACGACUCUCGCUAGAAGCGGCCGCAGUGCCCCCGUCCCGGUGGCCUGCCCAGCUCCAGCCCCGCAGGCCGCGUCCUCGGAAUGAACGCAGCCCACGGUGAUUGAGAGACUCUAGCUCAAGGUGGGUCAAGCGAGAUGUGUCCCCCUGCCCAAACGAGGACGGGGCACUGCCCAUUUUCGAGAAUGGACCCUGAACCGGUGAUGUAAUGUUACACAUGACUACGGCAUGGUUUUAGUAUAUUUUACGACGGGAGCUUUUCAAGCAAUGUCCCUCUUUCAUCCUGUUGGUAAUCCUCUGCCGUGUGAGGGGUUUCCUCGUGUCGUGAAGGAGGUUCUUCGAACAUACUUCACCACGCUGUGUUAGUGAGCUGUGUUUUGAAGGCGGCAGGGGGAGGGGCGAGCAAAGACGUGGAGCAUAGAAGUGCAGUCCAACAACGGAAUGCACUGCUCCGUUGGCCUCCGCCGCUCUGCCCGCCACGUAGCUCGGCACCUGCCAAAGUAGCAGACCGCCGCGCCAGGUCACCGCGGUUUUGUCUCCUGUGCUACAAAUGGAGGACGAAACACCACGAAAAUGUUUCGGAGUGCCUCCGUCACAUCGGGAAUAUUGCAUGAGUGACAGGUUGAUACGAGGCUAACACAGACAGAAAUAUAAAUACAUAUUAUAUCAACAGCGCUUCCGAACGGACUUGUGCCCUUCAAGCACAUUUUUUUUGUUAACAGCUGGAUAAUGCAAAUUAAUCUGGCAAUGGCCAGUAGCCAUAGCUUUUAUGCUGGAAUUAUUUCAGCCCAGGAGGUGCUAAGCCAAUGUUAUGUAGGAAGGUUAGUCGCAACAACCUACGCUCUUGAGUUGGGCAAUGGGGGUCAGCAGACGCUGCUGUAUUGGCAGCAGAACAUUUGAAAUGCUGUACAGUAUUUCCGUUUUCUCAGUGCGAUCAUUUGCCAGUUGGGGUUUAAAGCGUAUGGGGAGUGAUCAAAAAGUAUGUGGGCUGACGAAGAAGUUCUGCUAAAACGUGGAGCGAAUGAAAUAUCCGGGCAAAACGUGCAGAGAAAAACAUCUGAAAAUCCAGAGAUAAUAUUGAGAAAGCCCAUGCUCACCCAGCCCUGGCUCUCCGUGCCUUUCAGAUGCCUCACUCGCAGCAGCUGGAGGACCACUCACAGCGAGAGUUAUUCUCCAGCGACCGUGGGUGAGCCGCGGGCUCUGGGCCGAGCUAGGAGCAAGGCACGGGGUGCUUCUGGGCCGGGAUUCAGAGUCUUGGGACAUCGAUUGUGAUUGUGACGAAUGGACCAAGCGCACUGCACUUCGAGGGGAUGAUGCGAAAAUGAAUCGUACCUUCGUCACGGCCACUCGCAGCUCUCAGUCCCGGCGUGUGCUGGCUACGCAUGCGUCGCCCGCGGAGAGGCAACGUCUGAUAACAAGCAACCGAGAUUCAGGUUUAUCGCUUGGUCGACGGCGAGAAACCUCUGAUCGUCUCGUUUUGCAAGAAAAAAAGCGAGGAUUUUUUGAGUUAACUUCGUGCACUGCACAGCGGCCAAUAGAUGGCUGUGCAGCAAGUGGGUUCUUGAUAUGUACGUCCUGAAUUUGUAUAUUAUUAUUAUAAUACUUUCUCUGGACAAGCUGCAGUCCUUCACAUGUGAAAUUCAAAUAUAAAGGAAUUGGCACAAAAUCCCAAGCAGGGCUCGCCUACAAACAUCCUUGAAACUCACUGAUACUUCAUUAGUAUUAUUAGCAUCAUCAUAAUUAUACUUCGUAUGUAUAUUGAACUCUGUUCGCACCGUACGUAGCCAACCGUGCUAACUUCAGUGGGCACUCGCAUGGGUAAAUAAAAGGACAUUUUUAUUAUUUCUGGAGGUGGCCUGCAAAUAAAAAAAACAUGCAGUACAGCGCAUGUUUCUAAGCGGAACCAUUGCUUCCUUGACUUCACAUCAGAAUCAGAAUAUUGAUGUAGACUGGCAGAGGAGGAAUCCGACGAGCUAUGAAGCUCUUUGUUAUAGACGUCCAGUAGGGGCAGGUCGGCAUGUAACAAGAACAGACAAUAUCAAACAAUUUAACACGUUGAUUAUGAAUACCAAACAACUAAAAACCGAUAGGAGUGCAACAUACAGAGAGAGGUAAGGAAGUCACGAAGGAAUAAAAUAAAUGUACAUGGGUCGGUUCGAUUCCAAACAAGGUUGUUUUACGUCGGGCCAAACUCGUGAGUGAGCUGACACACAACCCAUCCCAAACAGCUCUUUUCUUGAAAUCGCGUGUCUGGGCUGUGCGUUACUCCCUGGGGCUGUCCGACACGAGUUUGAAACUUUGCGAAUGAUUAAAACGACGACGAUAAUAAUAAUUGGAAGUCACCACUGCGGGAAUUUUGCGGACGACAUUGCCAAGCCUCUUAACAUUUGUGGGGAACAGAGAGGGCCGCUGAGCCGCCUUCCGGCGAUUCUCGAAAGGCAGUUCAGAGCGCGGCGCUCCAAGCCCUCGGGGUUCAAAUCCUCGAGCGCCGCCCCCGUUAACCGUGACCCCGGUGAUACCCCGAGAGAGUCACCCUCGACCGGCCUCUCCGGCUAUCGCGAUCACCUCGAAGGGCGCCAGCAAAGAAGAGCACCGCGGAGAUUCACGGCUCAGCGCCGCGUUGUUGGGUCGUCAUCAUUGUCAACGUUCCCCGCUCCCGCCUUGCCGGACGAUUGUCCGGGAAAUGGAGUCGUGCGCUUGGGUCCGGCUAAAACGUCGGACGUCGCGUCGACCAGCGCGUGCGGCGCGAUCAGAAAACACUUUGGAGAGCUGCCGCGUAUCUACAGCGCAACAACGCCGACUCAACUAAAACUGUAACUAUUUAUAUUUUACCAGGUAAGGGCCCCACUGAGCUGCGAUGUAGCUCUUUUUCAGACGCGACCUGGCUUUCACACAUGAUAGCCCAACGAAGUGGCUUCUCACGUGGAAAUUUAUUGCAGCCAAAAUAAAUACUCGAAACGCGUGGAUGAUGAUUCUUAACGUGGAAGGAAAAACCGGAAGAUCCGGAGAAAAACCCACACGAUGGAUUUGUUCUCUGGGUCCUCUGGUGUUUUUCCUUCCACAUUUAGGAUCACGCGUUCAAAGUAUUUGGCUGCUGCUAUAAAUGUCCACGUGAUGAUGAUAAGCCACUUCGUUGAGCUAUCAUUUGUAGUGGCCAGGUCGCUUCUGUUAAAAAGCUACAUAGCUCAGUGGGCCUGGCCUGGUCAAAUAAAAAAUAUUUUUUAUAGCUGUAACGUGCCAUGUGACUCCAUGCAGCUGAACUUAAAAUGUAUGUCGCAAACUAAGUACUUCUGAGGACAAACCCGUGUUGGAAAGUAUUUUGCGUUGUUCAAAAGUUGAGUGAAGUGUUUACUCGUGGCACGCAAACUAGAUUGUUUUCUUUAACGUAUUCGUGACACAAAAAAUACAGGAACAGCAAUUUGCUUCCGGAGUUGCAAAUUUAAGAAAAGACAAAACAUCCCGGGAUGCACAGUCAGCGUAGAAGUAACCCCAAGAGAAUGGCUAUUUGUGUCAUCUUGAUUUGAAGCUUUCGUGACUGCAGGAAUCCAUACUCUUUGGUUCUUUCGGUAAAGUCACGUAGGUAGAAAAUAAAACAAAUCACGACGUUUCGGGGGCAACACAAGCGUCCAUAAUCAGGUGGGAAAGCAUGGUCUGCUGCUGAGGCAUGCUUUCCCACCUGAUGACGAACGCUUGUGUUGCGCCCGAAACGUGAUUUAUUUUAUUUUAUACCUCCGUGACUUUACCGAUAGAACCAAAGAGUAUGCUAUUUGUGUAAGUUUGUUUUUUUGUGUCUUCCUUUCAACACAGUGCACUGUGCACACAAUGCUACGCAGUCUCUGUGGUGGUGGUAUUGGUGGUGGUGGUGAAGUGGUGGUGGUGAAGUGACAUAUCAGGAGCCUAUUUACUUUGGUGCGGGGUUAUCGGAUCACACAAAGACAGAGCCACAACCCCGUCCGUAAAAGUUGGCUUUCCAUAAAUUGACCUAAAGUGCGUGUCGCCGCACUCCCGAGUAGGUUUUCGCGAUUGCCCGCUGCUGUUCAUGUCUCUGAUGGGUUUUCGGGUCGUACCGCUCUUUUUUUUGGUUCGGCGUGAUGUCCGACGUUUCGCUGCACAC